AUGGGGAAGGCUUCCAGAGAUAAGAGGGAUAUAUAUUAUCGGAAAGCAAAAGAGGAAGGAUGGCGUGCUCGUAGUGCUUUCAAGCUUCUCCAGAUUGAUGAAGAAUUCAACAUUUUUGAAGGGGUAAAUCGCGUUGUUGAUUUAUGUGCUGCACCUGGUAGCUGGAGUCAGGUUUUGAGUCGCAAAUUGUACCUCCCGGCAAAGCUGGCGCCUGAUUCAAAGGAUGGCGAUCUUCCACUUAUAGUGGCUAUUGAUUUGCAGCCUAUGGCCCCCAUCGAAGGUGUGAUUCAAGUACAGGGAGAUAUAACAAAUGCAAGAACAGCUGAAGUGGUUAUUAGGCAUUUUGAUGGAUGCAAAGCUGACUUGGUUGUCUGUGAUGGUGCCCCUGAUGUUACUGGUCUACAUGACAUGGAUGAAUUCGUGCAAUCUCAACUCAUACUUGCAGGUCUAACAAUAGUCACGCACAUACUGAAAGUAGGUGGGAAAUUUAUUGCAAAAAUAUUUCGAGGAAAGGAUACCAGUCUGCUUUACUGUCAGUUGAAGCUGUUCUUUACUGAAGUCACUUUCGCUAAGCCGAAAAGCAGUCGGAACUCAAGCAUUGAGGCUUUUGCAGUUUGUGAGAACUACUCACCUCCAGAAGGGUUUAAUGAGAAAGAUCUGCAUCGUCUCCUUGAAAAGGUUGGAAGUCCAUCUGGUGUGGAUGAUCUAGAUUGUAGCAGUGGGUGGUUGGAAGGGCCAAACAAGGUUUACAUUCCGUUUCUUGCUUGUGGAGAUUUGAAUGGUUAUGACUCGGACCAGUCUUAUCCACUUCCUAAAACAGCAGAUGGGACAUAUCAGAGUCUAGAACCUGUACAACCGCCAAUAGCACCUCCAUACAAGAGAGCUCUCGACAUGAAGAAAGCACUAAAUCAGGGAAUCCGAGGUGUGGAGAAACUCAGUAUCGACCCAUCAUCAUGAGUCACUGGAAAUGUGCAUGCGGGGUGCGAUGAUUUGCUACUGAUUAAACCUAGAACUAGAACAGGUUCACCAGACUUGAUCAAACGGAGACCAACAAUAUGUAAGUGUUUAGGAGUAUAGAUAGGAUUUACUUGUACAUCAAAAGGUCUGAUAUUGAUCAAUUUGGCGUCACUGAUAUUGUAAUAUCAAUGAAAUUAUUAAACUCAACCAGAGAGACUAAAAAAGGAACGAAAAGGAAAAUAAACCCGGUAAUAAUAAAUUGAUAGUAAUAACUCCAAUUCUAAUUCCGUUUCAUGGAUUCUCAGGGAGCGGGGUAUACAUUUGUAGAAUACAUAGAAUUGACCUCAAGUUCAUUGAACCAUCAGAAACUGUGAUCUUUGAUACUUGGUUCGCUUCUGAAUCUUUCCGCAUCCCAUAAUUAACCUGAUAAUUAAUCAAGGUUGUUGUAUACUAAAUCCUACCUCAAAAUUAAUAUCUCUCUUUUGGUUCAGCUGGGGGUUCAGAAAUUGCACUGCUACAAACUAUCUCAAAAGAAAGAAAAAUGAAACGAAGGGGCCGGUAAUCUAGCUAAAAAAUGGAAGAAGAGAGCUGGCUAGCGAGAAGAGCAGCUAGUAGUAGAAAAGGAACGUCGCAAAGAGGAAGAGGAAGAAGAAGAAUUCAAGAACUCAAUGCAGUCUUCAAUAGCCUCAGCUCUGUGAGAAUCCGUAACUGACUCUGCAUAUGACCAGGAUCUCACUAGCCCAGGCCCAACCGAUGACGCCGACACCUUGCCAGACCAUUUCUUCUUCCCGGAACUGGACCCAAACCCCAGAGCCUUAGCCACUUUAGCUCCAACCCGCUUCAGAAACCUCAGUGCUGAAGAUGAAGAAGACGAAGACGAUGAAGAAAAAGAAGAAGAGCGGCUGAAGCUUUUGUUGUGAAGAUGAUUGUUGCUGGUGGUCAUAACCACUGAUCUGUUGCCACCAUUAUUACUAGUGCAAGUUGGACUAAACACCACCACUUUUUUGUUGUUCAUGGUUCUUCUCAUGGAGGAGGAGAAUUGAAGAAAUGGAGAGGAUGGCCAAACUAUACAAUAGUAGUAAUAGUAGACUAGUAAGAGUUUAAAAGGAGGAAGUUGGUGUGGGCUUGCUAUUUAAUACUCCUUCCGUCUCAUAAUUAUUGUCUAAUUUGGAUUUUUAUUUUUAAUUCAAAUUAUACUAAAAGUAAAAUCUCAAACUGGACAAAAAUUUUGGGACGGAAGAAGUAUUUAUUUUUGGGGUAAUACACAAGAAACCCUUGUGAUUUGCAAAAUCGCACGAAAACCCUCCCAUGGUUUAAAAAACACCCAAGAAACCCCUCAUGGUUUGUCUAAACAUGUAAAGUGACGGAAAAAGGUAAAGGCGGAGGAUGCAGUUGCAACAUCAAGGUAGAGGAUGAAAGAUACUCUUCCUUCACUCCUCCUAAUUCAAGAAAAAGCUAUAUAUAGAACAGUCAAACAGAAGAACAAAAAUUCGGAUUCAGUUCUGAGAGCUUCAUUCAACACCUCACUUUGUAUCUCCUAUUUGGUGAAUUUUCCUUUUUUUCUUCCCUUUUCCUUUCUUCCAUAGAUGGGACCCCCCCUCCUGUUCUUUUCAAAUUAAUUGACCGUGGACCAAAGCCCCUCAAUCCUCAUCAGUCUUUGCUUUCUUUCUUUCUUGUCUUCUUUUCGUCAGUAACUCCUCAUUGCUCACCUACUCACUUCACUCCAUAUUGCAAAGUUUUACUGUGUUGUUGUGUAACGUACUCAAAACCAAAUACUACUUACUACUCCAUAGGAGUACUACUUAACACAGAACAGUACCAAAACAUCCACAAAAGAGACACUUGUGAAUCAUAUCAUGGUCAAAAGGGGGUGGUGAAUAUUGUGGACCAUUGUGGAGGAGGGAAAAAGAGAACCAAAAAGGGCAGAACAAAAACAGGUCCGACGAGGAAAGAAUACGAUGUGCUUGGCCUUGGGGUUGGUGAACCAUCAUUACUAAAUACUAGUACUAAUCCUUCAACAUUACCGAGACACCCCCCAACCAAGAUUCUCCAAUGUUUCCUUAUCUUCUUUCACUUUUUACAGAUUUGUUCUGCUUUCUCUCCAAUGCCCGGAGAGUCGUAUCUAUCCAGAGAUUACACUCCGGUAAAUCCAUCACACACACACACACACACACACACACACACACAAUUUCUUGGCUGGCCCGCUUUGCUUUCAUAAUUUCCACCAUCAAUCUCAGAGAAUGAGAGAAAGACGGGCAUCUUUUAACCAUUUUCUGCAGAAAAGCCUUGGCAAGUAGGUAAUUAACGACUUUGAAACUUCACAUUAAUGGAAGUGGAGAGACAUUGGUCCAUCCAGUACUCCAACCCAAUCACUGAGAAUGGACAGUCACUCAGAUAUUGACAGUUGACGCCAUAGUUUGAACAAGACACCUAUGAAGAGUCAAAAUUGCAAGCUUGUGUUUGCCUUGAUUUGGACCAUUUCAUCAUAUGAUCAAUAGAAAAACUCGCUACGUGUGUAGCAACAAAUUCAGCAAAUUUCAAUUCAAUUUCUCUGGCCACGAAUUGAUCUAAUCCUGGAAAAACAAAUUAGUCCACUGGACACGCACGCGUGCUCCUGAAUUCACGAAUCAAAGAAGCAAAUGAAAGGCGAAGGCAUGUACAACACACUUCUACAUCUCUAGAUCACUGUUUGAUAAGUGCUUUCAAUUCUAGUUCAUUUCUGGUCCUACACAGCUUCCAUGCUUGCAAUACAUAAAUCAAUUUGGCUGACAGUUGCUCUCAACCAUAACUCGCUUAACUUCUAAGAAUUGUUAUGGCGUUGCAAAAAGGAUCACACUUAGAGGAAAAUGGUGAUCUGAGGAAUGAAAAUCCGAGGUCACCAAAAAGGAAAAAGGAAAGGGGUUCUCACUUUCAGUCUGUCUGUAACCUCGAUAUAUACUGGUCAUAGUAAUUAGCCGCUCGUUCCAAAUCGCCAAGUUCGGUAUAGCAAUCAGCUAUUGCUCCGUAAGCUUCCGUAUUCCCGGAUGUCUCUCCUUCUCUAUUCGAAAUUUCCAAAACCAUAGAAUGGUAUUUAAUCGCUUCUCGGUACUUACCUUGCCUCUGCAACGAAGCCCCUAAAGAUUUCACCAAAGACCAAGAAAUGAUUAAUUGAACAAUUUGGUUACCGAAACAUAAUAUUUUGCUUUGCUGCACAUGGUCGGGAUAAGAGAUCAAUUUCAAGCAGUAAAAGUGAUAUACCUAAGCCUCUACAAGCCUUCUU
Messenger RNA from Oldenlandia corymbosa var. corymbosa, 4216 nucleotides. The record is from the annotation of a GenBank genome assembly. NCBI's taxonomy places the organism in Eukaryota, Viridiplantae, Streptophyta, Magnoliopsida, Gentianales, Rubiaceae.